UAAGAACCCUAUUUAAUAAGAAGCAUAGCCCACUGCUUUCUUCCAUGCAUUUGUCCCUUAUAAUUCCACUACCCAAGCAUAUCUCUUCUCUACCUUUCUUGCUCUUGUUUUUUACUUUGUUUCUUUCCUCCUCUCAUCCCAUUUUCCCCUUAGGUUUUUCUUCUCUGACAAAACCACAUCCCAUAUAUUUAUAAUAUCCUUAAACUUUCACUUUGUUGAUUACUUUCCUGAGCCAAAUAUCAAUACAAUGUCAAGCAGAAGAUCACGUUCCAGGCAAUCAGGUGCUUCAAGGAUCACUGAUGAUCAGAUCAUCGAUCUUGUUUCCAAGUUGCAACAGCUUAUCCCUGAGCUUCGUGGAAGACGCUCCGACAAGGUAUCAGCUUCUAAGGUCUUACAGGAAACCUGCAACUAUAUCAGAAGCUUACACAGAGAAGUUGACGGCUUAAGCGAUCGGUUAUCUCAGCUAUUAGCUUCCACAGACACCGAUAGCGACCAAGCAGCCAUUAUCAGGAGUUUACUUAUAACAAAGGUGGAACAGUGGCUACAGUGAACCAUGUUUCGUAAUCCUUGUCAUCAAGAGACUUGUAUACUGUCCGAGUUUAUCCUCGUAUAUUUAUAAAAUAAAAAGAAAUUAUGAGUUGAUUUACA
Molecule: messenger RNA, 648 nt
Organism: Gossypium arboreum
Lineage: Eukaryota; Viridiplantae; Streptophyta; Magnoliopsida; Malvales; Malvaceae
Product: transcription factor PRE6-like
Exons: 3
Coding region: 248-550 (100 amino acids)
Biological process (GO): regulation of growth; regulation of DNA-templated transcription
Molecular function (GO): protein dimerization activity
Source: RefSeq, a predicted model, not a curated record